Messenger RNA from Cyclospora cayetanensis, 1242 nucleotides. RefSeq lists its product as uncharacterized. Lineage: Eukaryota; Apicomplexa; Conoidasida; Eucoccidiorida; Eimeriidae. The coding region runs from base 1 to 1242 and encodes 413 amino acids. The record is from RefSeq and is a predicted model, not a curated record. The transcript is spliced from 8 exons.
AUGGGCAGAGCAGCGCGAUUUUGGGCUGCGGCCAUUGCACGGAGAUGCACCAGUGGCAAAGAGGUGUUUCCUAAACCUGAAUGGGCGAAACUCUGUGAAACUCGAAUUUUUCCUGUGCUAAACCAGCUGAGGCCAUGCCUCCCCCUCUAUGUGGAGAUCCUCAAGGCAAUGAAACAAGAUGACUUUAAGCCUCGAGGUCUUAUCGUCAACCUCGAGGCUCAAGCUAAACUAGGGGAGUUCUACUUGUGCUGCGCCUACACGCUCAAACCUCGAGAUGUAGAGGCUGCGGAAGGAAACGGAAAUAAGCUGUUACAACUCGCCCACCAGACAGCAGAGCAGGAGGUUGAACCCUGGAUCGCUACCGUUAGGGAGUUCGUGGACGACUAUGAUGCAUCUUUGGCAGCCAAGCUGGAGGAGGCCGCUAAAUUCAAAGGGUGUCCUGCAGUGUGCGGCCUAAAAGAUACGUGCGCGCGAAUGCACAGAAUGCUACGUAGCUCACACACACGAAACGAAUCCUGCUCGCCUGCCGAUUUUUACUGCCGAUCACACGUUAUUUUCUUGCACACCGGGAAUCGUGGAUGCAGUCCUCUGGCGCACACGUCUAGCAUGCGCCCUGCGGGUGUGUGUCCUCCGUCUCAGGCCUCUGACGAGGCAACUUUUUGGAAUUUGAGCUUUCUUGCAGCGGCGCCUGAACAGUUUUCGCAGUUUCUUGAGGAGGCAGAAAGAAGGCGUGAGCAGGGUGCUGCAUCUGCAAAGUGUGCGGCUGUUUCUGUCCCCACAGAAGCAGCGGAAGGAAAAGACUUUCUCGCUGCAGACGUUCCUGAAGGCCUCGAACCCCUGGCGGAUGCCGUGUAUGCCGAAUGGCUAGCUGCCAGUUCACACCCCGUCAAGGGCGAACUACGGGGUGCCCUGGCGCGGUGGGGGCUCUUGAUCACUAAGGAGGAAUUGGAACCAGCGGCGCGUUCACGGGGGUUCCCGCUACCGCCUCUGGAGAUCCUCCUCCCUCCUCUCCUCCUUUCCAUUCGGAGGGUGGCAUGCCUCUCGUCUGCGCUGCCUGCCAGCAAAAAAAACGAGGUGAAAAUCAGCCUCCUAGCAGAAACUCUCAUGGGGCCUCCUGCAUCGAAAGAGGCUACAAGCACGUCGCUCGUGUUUGGCCAGCGCAACUCCUCAUCUACGUUUCUUACCCCUUUUGCGCCGAAGUCUGGAGCUCCGGAGCUUCAGGUAAGCCACCUGAAGACUUAA